AUGACUAGCCGCGAAGGAUUAAAUCGAAAUCGCUUGCGACAAGCAACUCCAAAUGUUGAUCAAGUUUUAACACCAUUAGGACGAGUGGUGGCAAGUACAGUUCCUUCUGGUUCAACUUCAACAUCUGUACCAACAACAGUUGUACAAAAUUCUGGUAAUAUUCGUCAACGUUACACUUUGCAUACGCCGCUUACAGAUGAUGUCGAAACUAAUUCGAAUUCCAUUGUUAUUCUAGGUACAUUCGAUACAUCAAUCCAGGCACCAAUAAUGACAUUUGAUGCUGAACAAUUUCGUUCAGAUAUUAAAACGCACGGCAAUGAUGAAAAACGUUUAGAACAAUUAAUAAUCAAUGCAAUAAAUUAUUUCAUCGCAACAUCGAAACGUGCACCACAACAAGUAGUUGAUUAUACGGUGCUAACAUUUCUUGCAUGGACUGCAUCGUUGCAUGGAGAAAUUUUUCGAUUACCAUCUGUAUUAAAAGCCAUGUGCACUUUACUUAAAGGAUCAGCAUUAACAAAAAUAAUGAAAACUUUUCCCACGAUUAAUAAUGGAAAUAAUCUAGGAUUGACAACAACACCAUAUACACUUGUUUGCCAAAUACUUUGGAUUGCUUUUAAAGAUCAAACUCAUUGGCCCGAUGAAUUCAUUGAAGCCUAUGUUGAAGAUGCGUUAGGUGAACAAAAUUGGAUAAAAAAUCCUGAUUGUCGACUUUUUGUUUCAAAUAUUCAAACUGCUUUUAAUACUCGUCCAUGUACAUGGAAAUUAGAUGGAUUUAAACUCUAUCCAGUUGUUCCAAUGUCUACUAGUACAACAAUAACAACACAAAUAUCAUCAACACUCAACGAUGAAACUAGUAAUGAUAGCAAUAAUAACAGCGAAUCAUUAACACUACCAGUUACCGAAUCGGAAUCAUCACUGCAAACAAUAGAUGAUGCCAUUCUUAACAACAAUAAUAAUAAUACAGAUAUUCAAUUAAUUCUUUCACGUUAUGAAAAGCGUUCUCAGCAAAUUCAAAAUUUAUUACAAAGUUUAUUAACUACAAAUGCUAAAAUAAAAUCUACUAUUGGAAACUCAACAAAUUUAAAUACGAAUGCAUCAAUAACAACACCAGCUGGUACAAGUCAACCGCAUGAAACCGACAAACUGCUCUAUUUACUUGAACAAUUAUGUGGUCUAUCUGAUAUACGUUUACAUAUAUUAUCUCGACUUGAUAUAUGGUUACAAAAUCCAAAAUUAAACCGUACGGCUGAAAAAUUAAUGGUAGCACUUUGCGAAAAUCUAACUAAACCAACAACAAUGAACAAUCAUCAUCAUCAAUUGACCAAUGGACAUUCGAUUAAUAAUGAUUUAUCUUACAUAGAUGAACGCGCUAUUGAACAAUUAGUUAAUUUACGUUUUAAAGUACGCGCAUCAAAUGCCACUAGUAAAAUGUACAUACUAUGUAUACGUGAAAUGGUUAAAAUUGAUGCUAAUCUAGUUGAUAUAAUUGUACGUUUUAUUGUGCACAAUGAAUUACAGCAAAUUUCCAUAUCGUCAGCAGUACUAUCACAAACAACAAAAAAUCCAAAUAAUCUAUCAUUGCUUCAUGCUUGUUGUCAAUCACAACCUGAACAUACUUGUCAAUCGUUAGCAUAUUCAAUACAGAAUAUUCUUCUUUUAACGAAUGUAACAACGACAUCGAAAGAUUAUGAUAAUUUAUUAAAACUUAUUCGGCCAUUCAUUCGUGAUCUUAUGCGAUAUGCAAAAAAUGAGUUCGAUUCAAUGAGAUUUUGCAUGUAUUUAAUUGAUAUGCAUUAUUCUAAUAAUUUACAGCAACAAUUUUGGACUAUGGUUCAACAACCAGAUCCUCCAAGUAACGAAAUAACAUCAAAUCGUUUAUUGAAACGUCUAUUAGAGUGUGAUAUGUCAACACGUGAACGAUUUCUCUAUGCUAUAUGUGAUAUAAUUCCCAUGAUAAUUCUCGCAUCAGCUCAAGCAUUUAAUUCAACAAAUAAUACAAUAAAUCCCAAUGCUCCAACAACACGUUUAAUCGCACCAAUAAAUAAUGAGCAAUGGUUAUUAUUUAUUCAACGUAUAUCAUUUAUUCAAUGUAGUUCAUGUUUAUUUUUUCUCUAUACAUUGCCACGUUUAUUCGAUUCAACAUCAUCGAUAAAUCCAAUAAAUUACGUCACAUGUUUAUAUAGUAUAUUAUUCACGGCACAAGUCAAUUCAUAUUUGCGUAUUGAAAAUUGGCCACCAGAAGAACCACUUGGUUUACGUAAUGAUCUAUUUCGUUUAUCAUCUGAAAUUCCAUUACUUGGUGAAACUCUCUAUUUACUUAUGCAAAUUGGUUUAACACCACAAUUUCGUAUAAAUCCAUCGAUUAUAGUUGAUUUAAUUGAUCUCAUUGUCCGACGUACAUUAAAUGUUGAACAAAAAAUGCCGAAUGAUUAUGUAUCCCUAUAUCUUCGUCUACCUGAAAAUCGUUGUGAAAUACUUCUUAAGAAAUUUUUCGAUCUAACUCGCUAUCAUAUUCCUAUUCAAAUACAAUUUCCAUCAACAUAUCAAAUACCGAAGAAUUUAUUUAUAACAGAAAUCUUUUGGAAAUCAUGUCUAAUAUGUUUACUAUUAGCAUCGCAUGAUCCGCAAAUGUUCGGCCGUUUUAUAUGGACAUCAGUACCUCAAAUACGCCUAUUUAUGGAAAUGCUAUUAACAGGUGAUUAUACAUAUCCACCAAAAUCAAUGAUUGAAACAAAAGAUUUUCUCGAGAAAUUCUAUGCAAAUGAACGUUUACAAUUGCGUGAAGAAAAAGAUUCAAUAUUAGAAUUAGAAAAAUAUUUAGCAUCACCGAAAAUCAUCGAUGAAACGAAUAGUCAAUUAUUAGGUAAAAUUAUCCUAUUGGAUUUGCAACAAAUUAAACGGCCUGCAACACAUGAGAAAAAUGAAAAGAAUUUUUAUAAUCUUAUACAGGGUUUUAAUAAUUUAUAUAAAUUAUCGUCGAUGUUAUGUCGUUGUCGUUCGCCAGAUUUCAUUUUAAAUGUAUUAAAUAGAAAAGAACAACAAGGAAAAAAUGCGUUCGAUUCACAGACAUCAUGGUUAACGAGUUUAAUUGAUUCGAAUAUUGAUUGUUUAAAUGUUUUUCCAAUUAUUUGUCUAUGUGAUUAUUUUCAACAUAUGAUUAUGAUUUAUAAUAAUAAGUCUAUUCUAAAUUCACCAUCGAAAAAAACUCUACAUGCACUAGAAACUAUUCUAAUAAGAUUUAAAUCUAUUAUUCAAGCAGUUAAACAACAAAUUUUGUCAAAUACACAGAAAUCAACUUUAAAUUCUCCUCAAAUCGAUGAUAUGACAUGUAUUCUCAAUUAUUUUUUCAAUUGUCUUAAUUCUAAUAUAUCAACAGUGCGUACAAAUGCUUGGCUUUGUUUAUAUAUAAUUCUCAACGAAAACCAUCAAAUUCAAAAUAUUGAAAAUCUUCUAUCGAAAUUCGAUCAAUUGCCUGAAACAUAUAUUGAAUUAAUCUUAUCAACAAUAACACAAUUCAAAUCUCUAGAUCACACUCAACUGUUAGUAAAACAAACUCUAUCGGAAACAUGUCAUUUUGAAACUAAUAUAUAUAUAUUACAUUGUUCCAUUAUGUAUAUUAUUGAUAAUUGUCAUAUUGAUUCAAAUAGUGAUAUAUCAUUACUAUCAAAUUUAGCACGAGCAUUAAAUCGGCGACAUUCAAUACUUUAUUUACUGAUUCAAUAUGAUAAACAAGAAAAAAUUUCAAAAUUAAUCGAAAACUUUUUUCGUUUCAUUAUUAUUAUGUUAAUGAAAAAAAUUGAAUAUUCAUUAAAGCAUCCAAUUGAGAUUAAUAGCGAUGAGAAUUAUGAUGAAAAAUUCUCAACCAACACUCAAACAUACCUAAUGUUACCAGGUUUAAAUGCGGAACAAAUAAAUAUUAUUAAACAAUUGGAAAAUCAUGUGAACUUAAAGGAUGAUUAUAAAUGGUCAACAAAUAUGAAUAAGCAUUACAUACAAAUUGAUUCAGUGCUCAUUGAAUUGUUGUUAAUCUUUUUAGCUUAUUUUGAUUUUAAUAAUUCAAAAUUGAAAGCGUUAGCUGAUAUAGCAAGUUUACUUCAACAAUUUUUUCUUAAUAUAAAAUCAACACCUUGCUUUACAACAAUUAAACAAUUCAAUCCACCGGUACCGGUAAAACAAUCGCAAGACGAGAGUAAAUCUGUUGACGACAGUAAAGAUGAUCAUUUUAAACAAUUCGCCAUAGAAGAUAUUGAUCCACCAGAACCUACACGUAAACGACGUAGAUCACAUACGAAUUCGACUGAAAAAGUUUUUGUCGCAUCUUCAACAAAAGCGAACUAUCGUAUUGUUCCAAUCAACAAUGAAAAUGAACAAUCAUUAUUUCUUUCGGAUGAUUUACAAUAUUUUAUAUUUAAAUCAAAUAAUUUUUCAUUGGUUAAACGAUGUAUUGAUCAAGCAUCAUUAUCAACAUGUUUGAAAAUGUUUAAAAUAUCUGCAACAUCACAUGAAAAUAUCAAUUGUUUAUGUCAACGUCUAAAUCAAUUAAUCGAUCUAUCAUCCAAACAGAUUCAUACUUAUAUUAAGCAAUCUUCAUUUAUACUUCCUUUAAUAAAUCGAUGGAUUAUUGAACAAUUACCGGAAGCUAUUAAACUUGGUGAAAAAUUAAGAAAGCUGUCAGAAAAAAAGAAAAAAUCCCAUAGUGCCACUCAAGAAAAAUCAUCUGAUAAAAGCGUUCGUUUAAUUCCAACGAGUUCACGUAUGUCUUCGUCAAUAGUCGAUCAAAUUCAUUCGUUUGAUAUUCGUAUAAAUGAUUUAUGUAAUAAAAAAUCGUCUGAUGAAAUUUCAAAUGACAAUCGAAUGGAUACAUCGGAUAUAGAGUUUAAUAUACCAUGGAAAAAUUUAGAUGAAUGUGAAGAAUUACUUAAAUAUUUAAUCAAUAAGAAAACUUCUUCAAUAAAACGUCGUCAAUUACUCGUCCAACUGCAAUGGUUAACAAAUAUGUCCGAGGACUAUUGCUUUCAAUUAUGUCAAACGAUGUUAAAAUGUUGUUAUUCAACAUAUAAACAUGAAUUUAUAAAUAAUCUUAAUCAACAAUUCAACUGUUCAUUUGUUCUAUUGGGCAUUCUAAUGAAAAGUAAAUUGUUAAGUAAUGAUUUUGUUAAACUACUCAAUUUAUUAGAAUCUGAUUGUAAUUCUAAUGAAAGUUUACUUCUAAUGAAAAUAAAACAAUUGAAACGUAUGACCAAUCAAUUAGAAGAAUUAAAAUUAACAACGAAAUCCAAUGUAAAUUUACUACCAGAUGAACAAAUUAAACAGAAUCUAACUAUUGAUCAUAUGUUAAAUAUAUUCAUUAGUUCUGAUUCAUUAAACGAUUGGAGAAUUGAACAGCAAUUUUAUAAAUAUUUUAAAUCAAAUAAUGAACAUGAAGAUGAAUGUAAACAUUUAUUAAUGAAUGUACUUGUUGAAGCGGAAUACAAAUUAUCGGAGCCAACUAUUGGAAUGAUUCUAGAUCAAUUAGAAAGAAUAGAUUACAAAUCUUCAAGAUCAUCAAAUACAUCGAUCUAUGCCAAUCAUCUAUUAUUUUUCCAACGAACAGAUUCCUCAAUAUCUCAACGUUUAUUAUUAAAGAAAUUUCUCCAUUCUUGCGAUUGGUCAACAAUUCUCAAUUGUAUUUAUGAUCUUCUAACAUUGAAUUCGUCGAAUUCAAAUCCACGUUUAUCAGUAGGCCAUUUGAAUUUCGAGCACAAUCGUUUAUUACCAACGCAUCCUUUAAAGCAAUCUCAUUCGUCGCUACUAAACCAUCGUGAUAGUACAUUAAUACUUGAUAUGUUAGAAGCAUUUAUAAAACUAUCACCUUUAUGGUCUGGAAGAGAAUUUAAAAUGCUUGAUCGUUGCCAUGAUGAAUUAUUAAUUGAUUUAAAUGAACAACAUAUCUAUACACUAAUAAUUUACAUACUCGAUGAAGGUUAUCGUCGAUAUUUAUCUAAAGAAAAUCUCUAUGAGCAAUAUCAAAAACGUUAUGAAACAAUAAUAUAUUAUUUAAUAAAACAUUCAGAUAAAAAAUCAUUAUUUCAGUAUUGUUUACAAAAAAUUUUCAUUGAUUCUGAUACAAUGCUAUGGAUAAAAAAUAUUCUAACAUCAUUCUAUUUUAUUAUUUAUAUAAACCAAUCAGAUUUAUUUAAUGAAAAUUUCUAUUUAAUCUUACCGAAUUUAUUCUCAGAAAUUAAACAACAAUAUAAGAAAAUUAAUUUUAUUAAUACAAACUAUGAUUAUAUUAUUCAUGAUUUAUUAAUACGUUUAAAUAGUUAUGAUUUAAUAACCAUUGAAAAUUUCUAUGAAAUCAAUCUUUUAUUGAAACAAUAUGUUUCGAAAUACCCGAUUUUGUUUCUCAGACAUUUGAAUGUUCUGAAAUUGGAUUUACAAUCACGACUGUCAACAUUAACCUAUGAAGAAGUAAAUCGGCGAAGUUCAAAACAACGAACUUUAUUUCAUUCACUAUUCGAUUUAAUUUAUCGGUUAAAACCUUAUAUCUAUGAUCAGAUCUACGAAAAUGAUUUUCAAUCGAUUAUUGAUAUUUACAUACGUUUAGUACAAAUUAAUUUAUCAGUAUUAAAUACAUGUACAAAACAGAAUAUAUUAACGUUUACUUCUUUACAUGAUUUAAUCUAUUUAAUUGAUAGACUAUUAAGUUUAAUGUACGAUUAUUUAUAUUCAACAAUUAAUAAUAAUCAACAUAAUGCAUUAUUUAAAACAUAUCAUAUCAAGUUCUUUGAGAAAAUCAAUGAGAAAAUACAAACAAAUAAAGAUUUGUAUCAAUAUUUAGCAUCAAAUAAACACAAUCAAAUUUUGUAUCAUCUUAAACAAUUAAAAAUACUCUAUGAAGCUAUUAAAAGUGAUGAAAUUCCAGAUUUAACUAAUACGAUGCUCAAUGAAAUAGUCCCAUUCAAUGUUCGUCUUUGUUUGGUCGAUGGUACAUUAUCCGAUAAUAAUUCUUCAAAACAAUCCAUAUCUGAUUCUUCGAUACGUCAUAAAUCGCUUGAUAUUCAAUAUUAUCGUAUGAAAUUAUCUAUAUCCAUUGAUGAAUAUACAUCUUCUAUGAUAAUUGAUGAUGUAUUAUUAACAUUGACCGAUUUGAAAUCUCAUAUAGAUCAUUAUCUUCCUAUAGAUCAUAUUGAAUUAAUACUUGAUUCAUUAACAAAUUAUCUUUUAAAUGGUAAUAAACAAUUAAUUGAACAAACCUAUGAAUUUAUAUUAAAAUAUAUUGAAAAAUAUCCACAAUAUUCAUUGAUAUUUUAUUCGGCAUAUAUUAAAUGUAUAUUAUCAACAAAUUUGAUUGUAUUUCAAAUGGCUCUUGAACAUUUUUCACAUUUUAUUAUUUAUUUUCAAUCGAAAGCAAACGAACUUUUUAAUAUUCUACUUAAACAAGGUCUAAUCAAUAAAACUGACGUAACAACAUCCAUAACACAAGCCAUACGUUUACUUAAUCUUCAUCGAUACGAUCCAAUAACAUAUACGAAUUUAACAUCGGCAAUGUCAUCAAAAAUAGCAAUAGCAACGACCACAACAACGACGACAACAACAACUAAUGAUUGA
Messenger RNA from Rotaria socialis, 7590 nucleotides. NCBI's taxonomy places the organism in Eukaryota, Metazoa, Rotifera, Eurotatoria, Philodinida, Philodinidae. The record is from the annotation of a GenBank genome assembly.